Molecule: messenger RNA, 4912 nt
Organism: Oncorhynchus mykiss (rainbow trout)
Lineage: Eukaryota; Metazoa; Chordata; Actinopteri; Salmoniformes; Salmonidae
Source: RefSeq, a predicted model, not a curated record
UCUAAAGGCGAUGUAACUACUUUAUUGAGAAAACACGUACUUACUUUAUCUUAGCUAGGUGAGACAACCACAUCUAUCUUAAGAUGAAUGAGUUGCUCUGAGUAUGUGCGUCUGAUAUAUUACUAAAAUGUUUUAACAUUUUUGAAUGUAAAUGCAAUAGCAAGUGAAUGGUGAAUGAUGACUGGAGUCAUUUUCUUUCUAAGCGAGUAGAUAAGAUGUUUCUGACCACUUCUAAAUUAAUCCUGAUAAUGCCAUGAUUUAAAAAAAAUCAUGAAUGAAUCUAGAAUAAUGAUGAGUGAGAAAGUUACAGAGGCUACUACAAAAUCUCUCACCCAUACCAAUAAUAGAGGAGGUAAGCAUUUUUUGGGGUAUGAUCUUUGUGCCUCUGUAACCUUCUCAUGCAUCAUUGUUCAUGAUCCAUUCAUGAUUAUCCAUAAUCAUGGUAGCAUCCACAUAAAUGUAGAAAUGUUUAGAAACAUCCUCUUUUCUCACAAUAAAAGUGACUCCAAAAUGGCAAAGUGACUCUACAAACUCAGUUCCUACUGGGCAAAACAUCAUCCAAAACACAACCGAAACAUACUGCAAAUGCAUCCAACAAGUUUGUGGAGUCACAAGUCCUUGUGUUCAAGGAAUAUCAGACCAACUACUAAACUGACCAAAUACUAAAUACUAAACUGAGCAGUUUAAUACUCUGUAAGUGAAUUUGGCCAAGUAAUUAUGAUUUAAAAAAUACACAUCAUGACAUUAAUUGAGAAAAGUUAUGAAAAACAACCCCCACAAAGGUUUUUUGUCAAAGCCUGUGUACAGUUGUUAUCUAAUAAGGGGAAUGUUUGUUAAGAUUAAAAAGGAAAUUGAGAUGCUCAAGCAGACCGCUUCCUUGCAACCUUCUGUGGUGUAUUUUAGAUAGAUGACCUUUGAGAACCUGAAAAAUAACUCUUCAGAACAAAGUGUUUUACACCUGCUUAGAAUGUCAUACUUUACCUCGCGCGGGCUUCCCCGUUGCGUAAUGGACUAUUUUUUCAUUGGUUAUGUUAAUGUUUCCUCUGUAAAAUGCCUCGUUAACCAUUUUUGGUGGUGAUGCUGGUAGUAAUGAUAAUGAUGAUUAUUAUCUUUAUUACAAAAUAAAAUAAGUACAGCGGACACAACAACAGCAAAACAAAUCCAUUUCUCACAAGAAAUACACCUUUUGAUGUCACUAUCACAAUUGUAAUGUUGAUAGUUUCAUAUACUGCUCAUGCUAUUAACCUUUUGAGCAUACAUGUCAUAACGAGAAAAAAUGUAAUCUUACUUCAGCUCGUCAUGAUUAGGACACACCUGAGGUCAGCAACCGCCCGCUCUAGCCCCCUAUUACCACUCCUCUGCUUCUUCUAGAGAUCCUCACACACGAGGAAAGUUUAAUCUCAGACAAAACAUUUUUUAUUCCAUGAUGAAUUACAUCCAAAGAUGUAAGGAUGCAAAUGGACAACAUAUGACUUUUUGAACGUCUUGUCAGCAACUAUCCUUACAGUAUGUGUGGUCAGGAGUGACAAAAUAUGUGGUAAAAGAUGGAGCAGUCUGGGUCCUUGCUCUGUUCCUCCGCAGACUGAGGUCGGCGAGAAAGUGCAUAAUUUCAUUGUUUUCCCUCAGAUUGUGUGUUGCGUUCACACGAGAAGACAAGUUUCAAGUAAAUGUGUCUUGGUACACAUGAGAAAUCGUACUCCUCAGCAUAGCCAGUCCAAGACUUAAACAGGGGUAAAAGUAGACCUAGAAGAGUAUUUUAGCAAUGGAAAGUUAUUUAACAAUGUGGUUUGGAGAAUGUGUUGGGUAAUUGUAGGGUUUAGAGCCUGCCGAUAUCACUGCGGACUGUUUAGGCCCCUCAGGGUCAUGGUGGGGCAUUGCCUUUGUAACAGAGGUGGUUCAAUGAGCCAUGCUUGCAUGUUGAGUAACUUUGUCGGAAACCUAAAGACUUGCGCUAGCUUCCCAAGCUUAGGGUUUAGCUCAGUGAGCCAACACAAUUUUGUGGUGCGCAGACGACCAGGGCUGCAACCGAGACGGUCCCAUCGGUGCCAGUCAUUCAGUUGAUGCCUAUUAGCUGCUGGGGUCAUUGUGGAGAGGGAGACGAGGUCCUGAAGACUUGCGAAAGCUCCCCAAGCUAAUGCCUAGGUUUCAGACCACCGGGCUAACACAGACAACCCAGAUUCAUUUGAUUUACACUAAUUCAGUACAAUACGGUGGAUCACAUAAUCAACAAUCACAAAACAAACAAUUUCUGUGCACUGCCAUUGUGGCUUGUAGCAUUUAUUUGUUCUGAAAUAGGUUGUGUUUCAGACUAUUGAGGGUAGGGUAAGUCAUUUAUGCUUAUUUGUGUGAAACCUGUUACAGCGAUGUAGGACAUUUCCAUUUCGAUGGCAGGCGUAAACUUUUUUCCUACUGUAACUUCCAGGUAUAAAUACAGACUGGAUUCUGGCAAACACACAUUUCACGCAUCUGUUCCCUCUCUCACACGUUGCUUGUGACAUUUUCAGCAUCUCAUCCUCUUAAGAACAGGAAGACAGAAAGCGAGCAGGAGAUACGGAAGGUGUAAGGCCCAGGGAUGCUACAGACUGAGAGUGAGAGGUUGAAGAGUGGGCGACUGAACAGUGGGCGACAUCAGCAGCAGCGAGAGCAGCGAGAGGAGCCAGACGCAUGUACCCAGCCCAAAGAUUCUGCCUCACCUCAGCUCUGUGCUCGUACCUCUGUUACGCAGAUGGGCUUCCCAUUGAUGAUUAGACCUGGAGUUUCACUUAUGGCCUCGUCUCAGCUCCAAAGCAUAUUGUUACGGCAGUGUUCCAGUGAGGAGGAGGGGAGAUCGCUCCUGCAACGGGUGUCUCUGUGCCCCCAGUUGAGCCAGCACAGACCCUCUGUUCUACGCCAGGGUGUCCAGGCUGCCCACGUGCGACCGCAGGCACCAUGCACUCUAACAGAGGCCAGUUCAGCUCAGCCCAUCUCACUGUGCAAGGUGGAGGUGGACACAGGGAGCCGUGGACAGUCCUCUCCCCCACACUCUGAGCACUCUCCUGGGCCAACUCGUCACCCCUCUCCCCCGAGGACAGCCAGUCCUAAGCAGAGCUCCAUCAUCACCAGGCAACAUGAGGCAGGUCACCCAACCCUAGAGGGGUCCAGUGCUCUGUUUCUCAACGGACUCUGCUGCUGGCCUGGCUGCGAUGCAGUAUUUGAAGAAUUCCCCAGUUUUUUGAAACACCUCCACUCUGACCAUGGCCAUGGAGACAGAAGCAUUGCACAGUGGAAGGUACAACAAGACAUGGUGCAAUACAUGGAGACCCAGCUGACUGUGGAAAAACAGAAACUCUUCGCAAUGCAACUACAUCUGCACCUAUCUGGACACAAAUCAACUGUCUUGGCAGCUUCAGACUGGCCCUACAGGCACAGCCUGUCACUAGGCCUGCCCCAGAACCGAGGUGGAGUGUCACGCUGCACCACUAAAGAGCCAGAGGAGCUGGAGCAGCAUGAGUAUUGGCCCUCUGCUGCUCCCCACCACCUACGGCCAGAUCUUAUCCCGAGUGUUGAGUGUUACAAAUACAACAACAUUAGGCCACUGUACACCUACGCCUGCAUGAUAAGAUGGUCUAUACUGGAGUCUCCAGACAAGCAGCGCUCCCUGAAUGACAUCUACAACUGGUUCACCACCAUGUUCUUCUACUUCCGACACAACACGGCCACAUGGAAGAACGCUGUCCGUCACAAUCUUAGCCUCCACAAGUGUUUUGUGCGAGUGGAGGGAGGCAAGGGGGCCGUCUGGACAGUGGAUGAAAUGGAAUAUCAAAGGAGAAAGGGACAAAAAUACCACAGGGAUCAUCAUGUGAAAUGGCUGGCACCCUACUCCUUAUUUCGUCCAGAGGAACCUUGAACAUAGCCACCCCUUCAGUGAAUGAAAAACUACUGGAAAAGGAAGUCACUAGGACCUAUUACUGAAUCAAGGUAUUUUUUAACAAGGCUGGAGAAAAAGCCCUCCAGGAGGGUUGACCUGUCCUGGUCUACAGUAUCUACAGAACCUAUCAUCACCUUCUUUGUUCAGCAGCAGAUGGUGCUACAACAUAGCACAGCCCAGGACUCUUUUGCCUCUAGACUCUUUUAUUGUGAAGAUGUGUGCACGGCUGGAAUGGCUAUACGUUUUGCAGCAUUUGAAAGAAAAAUAUAUACUUAGCAAUUAUUUGUCAAUCAAACUUAGUGAAAGGGUUAACAAUUGUUUUGUUGUGUUGGCUACAUACCGUAUACUCUAUCCCACUGGGCUCAUCAUUGUAAACUGUUGUUUUGAGGGUGGAAUUUCAACCAUAGGAUUAGUUCAACAUUUUAAUUAAUUUUCAACAUAGACAAACAUUGUAUGAAAUAUAAUUAAUUUGUACCUUUGAAAUAAUGUCAGAUCAUCACUCAAUAAGUUAGCCAACAAACUUCUGGCUGAUUUAUUGAGUGGGUGAAUAAAGGUUGAAAUCGCAUUGAUCAACGUUUCUACCAAAUAUUACCCAAAUGUCCACUUAGAAAUGAAAUUGUGUGCCCAGUGGGAUGUUACAGCAAGCAUGUACAAUUUUACACUGUGUUAAAAAAAAUAAAAAAUACUCUGCAAUUAAAUGUAUCUUUGAUUAUAUAUUGUGGAUGUUAUCUGUCUAAUGAAUCUAUACCCUACAGGAAACAGUAUGACUCUGAUAUCUCAUCAAAACAAUGGAUCUAACAUUCCAUUGACAUCAAGCUAAAUAGUGUCUAUACAGUAGCAUUUGGUUUCUAAACAUCUCUAUUGUGUUUUUCUUGUUCCACUGCUAUUUAUCCAUUUUGCCGCAGACCCAGCAGUUGUCCUUCUGUGUGAACCAGGCUUUCCCUAGCAAGUGUUAUCCAGUUAUUUAUAUCCAAAGAUACUUUUCUAAAGGACAACAUGCCUUUA